AUGUAUGGAGGAAAGCUGAGGGCGCUGAGGAAGGUGAAGGUAUAUGGAUCCCAAGAUUCGAUAUUCAUUGUUGGAUUAAACAAAAAGGAAGAGUCAUAUGAAAUUACAGAAUUAGCUAGAAGCAAAGAAAUCGAAAUAAAGCAACAUUUUGAGGUACACAAAAAAAUAACAUAUAGGAAUUUUAUAAGAAAGAAGGGAUUAGAAUAUGUAUGCAAGUGUGAGGGAAUAUUAGGAUGCAUUAAAUUUUUAAACUAUCCAUACUUGUAUGCUAUUACAAAGAAAGAAAAAGUAGCCCUUUUAUUUAACGAACAUCAAGUUUAUAACGUGAAAUCUAUAUUACUAAUCCCUUUUAGAGAUGAUGUAUAUGACAAUUUCAAUAAUGAAAAUGAACUAGUACAGAUAUUUUACAAUAGUGUAAAUCACAAAUAUAUGUAUUUUUCAUAUACAUACAACUUACCUUGCUGUGUUCAAGAGAAUUUUUAUAUACAAAAAGAACUUCUUAAAGGUAAUGAGGUUCACGGAGCGAAUUGUAAAAAUGUGUAUAUAUGGAAUUAUUACCAUUGUAAACCUUUUAUCCGAAAAAAUAUAUUUAUAUGUGUAUUAGUUAUUAAUGGUUUUUUAACACAAUCUAAAUUUUCUUGUAUGGGCAAUUGGGUAGAUGUCACAUUUAUCGCUAGAAGGUCUAUUAAAUAUGCAGGGACAAGGUAUCGAAAAAGAGGAGUUAAUGCAAAAGGGUAUUCAGCAAAUGAAGUGGAAACAGAAAUAAUUUUAUUUAAAAAGAAUUAUGAUAGUGCUAUCUUGUCUUAUGUUCAAUUGAGAGGUUCUGUUCCAAUAUUAUGGAAUCAAUCAGUUACAUUUCAGAUUUUGAAGAGACCCAAAAUAAAGUGUGUAAAAAAUGACAUAGAUUUUACCUGCACAAAAAGACAUUUUCAACAUUUGUUGAAAAGAUAUGGAUAUCCAAUAACUGUUAUAAAUCUGUUAAGCCAAAAAAAACAUUCGGAUGAAAAUAAUUUAUCGAAAGAAUAUGAAACUUGUAUAAAAAUUAUCAAUAAGAAUAUUCCUCCACCUAUUCGCAUUAUUUAUAAACAUUUAGAUUUAAGAAAAGCAUAUAAAAUUGGAACCAAGUACACUUUACAGAAUCUCAAGUUACUUUUUCUCUUUUCUCAGAAUAAGGUGGGAUAUUUUUAUCUACUCAACAAUAAAGUGCUUAUGAUUCAAAGAGGUAUUUUUAGAUUCAAUUGUGUGGACUGCUUGGAUCGGACAAAUGCCGCACAGUUAUUUAUGAAUAUGUACAUGUUUGUACAUUUCCUUAAACUUAUUAAUCAGAUGAAGAACAAUUCAUUUUGUGUAAAUCAUAUUUCACAUCUCUCUCACAUGUAUGAACAUCUUGGGGAUGCCAUAUCUAAACAGUAUGCAGGUUCUACUGCACACAAGAAGUAUACUCCAGGACAAGGUACAAACUUUUUUGUUCAAUCGAAGGAAUUACUUACAUCUUUGAAGCGAUAUUACAUUAGUUCCUUUAAUGAUUUGGAAAAGCAAAAGUCCAUAAAUUUGUUUCUCGGUGUGAUGGAUGAUAAGCUUGACGAUAUCCAGGAUGCCCACGACUUGGACACAUAUGUGCAUGGGUGCAUUUUUUUUAAAUCCCCGCGCGCCGAUUCUUACCACUAUUGGUGGGUUCUACCUCUGGAGCGCUUCUACCGAAAGGUGGAGUUGCUGCUAGGGAGGAGAGGCGAGGGCGGUGAUAGAAGUAGAAGAAGUGAUAGAAGUGAUAGAAGCAGGAGGAGCGAGAGAAGUGAUAGAAGCAGGAGGAGCGAGAGAAGUGAUAGAAGCAGGAGGAGCGAGAGAAGUGAUAGAAUCGGUUUGGAAGGUUUAGGGUUUAGAACCCAUUUUGGGCGAGGGGAAGGUGGCGCCCCAUGGAACGGAUGGACACGAUCCAAAGGAUUCGUCAAACGUGGGAGGAAGACAUGGAAAACCAGGAAUGAGAAGAAGAUGAAGAAGAAGAAGAAGAGGAAGCAAGACAUUCCCAGCUUGCACCAGAAUUUGAAGUUCUACCAUCGCUGCUUCAGCAGAAAUAAUGUAUUCAAAAACAUUUACAAUGCACACAAUCUGCACAAUUGCUUCAUAGCUGGAAGUUUAGGUAUUGCUGGAAACAAUCCCCAAGAUGGUAAUAUGCCAAAGGAGGGGAGGAACCCUGUUCCUACGGUUAGAAGAGAAUUAACAACAAGAAAUACUGUAUUCAGAGUUCAUAAUAAGAUGCAGAAUGACAUAGUGCAAGAGAAAGUGCAGGUGAAAAUGAAAAAAUGGGACAUGCAUGUGCUAUCUCCCUUCGAACGAUCAUUUAAUCACAUCGGAUACGUAUGCAAAUUUUACAAUGUUUACAAAAAUGAUUUCAGUACUCAUUUCAAAAAUCAGAACAUUUUUAGAUUCCGUGCAUGGAGAUUGAUAGCCACAUAUAAUUAUCUUAAUUAUGUAAAAAUUUUCUUUGAUUUUUUUUUCCUCUUUUACUACUGCUUCUGCAUUCAUUAUAGUGUAAAUAUGGUCUACAUGCAGCAUAUAAAUGUCCUGUCUGAGAAGUUUGGUGGGGUCGAAAAUGGCAAGGAGAGACGGAUCCAAAUGGGUGAGCCGAAUGGGCAGAGCGAGACAAACAAGCUGAGUGAAUCGAACGAGCUAAGUUCAACGGUAGAAGAAAAUAAUUUAUACGAGUUUUUUCCCCUGAUCAAUAUACAUACAUCUGAAAAAGAUGUACAAAGCGUGAUACGGCAUUUUGAACAUUACAAAAAAAUGCCUUUUUCAUUAGAACCUUAUUUGGUUUAUGACAAUCUUAAUAAACAUCCCUAUCAGUAUAUGCUAAUGAAUCUGCGUUCGACUUGGUCACGUGGAAAAAAAUCGGGAAGAUGCAAUCCAUUAGUGAAAGAACGUUUAUCCAGAUGGAUUUGCAGAAGGGGUGAGCGUCAGGGGAUGAUAGAGAAAAGUAAAAACGUUGAGAUUGGGGGAGAAACAAACGAAGGAUUAGAAGAGAAUCUCCCACCAAUGUGUACAAAAAGACACAUGAACCAAAUAAGAGAACGAGUUAUGAAUGGAAAAGGAGCUUCGCCAUAUUAUGGAAGAUCUUAUAAGAGACCUCAAAAAAGAGAUUGUGAAAAAAGGAAAAAACGGAAGAAGCAAGUGGAUGCGUUGGGAAAUCAGAUAAAUAAAAUGCCGCGCGUGUACUGUCCUCUGUACUUUAAUGUAAACAUAAUAAAAUUUUUUCUUUUCAUAUACAAUAAUUAUUGUGAUAAUGGGAUUACUCAUGAGAGGAUUGAUCUUGACAUGUGUCCAAAGUCCAUGAUAAAGGUAAAAGAAAUGGUGAUAGAUAUGUGUAGAAAGCACACACAAGAAUGUAACAAUUUGGAAGUAAUGUCUUUUGCACCACGAUCGGCAUUGUAUAACAUGAAAUUAUUCAUUGAUCAAGCGAUUCGCUCACAAUCCCUUGAGGGUUUUCUUAGCGAUUUGUACAUGAAUUAUAUUUAUAAGAUCCAUGAAUAUAAGGAGUUAAAUAUAGAGAGUAUCGCAAAUUCAUAUAUAUCAGUCUGUAGCAAUGCAAAAAAAAAUAUAAAAAAAAAAAAAAAAAAAGCAAAAGGAAAAAAGUACCUUUUAGAUGAGUAUGGCGAGGACUCCUUUGAAUAUAAUUUAAAGAAAAAAAAAAAAAAAAAAAAAAUUCUUCUAAUCGAUAAGAAAAUAAAAAAUGAAAUUAACAAGAAUUAUAAAAAUAUGAGCACUACAUAUUCAUCCAUUAAACAUUUUGAAAAAUACUAUUUUGAUAAAAUGAGCGAAUUCCAAAAAAAGGACAAGCAAAUAAAAACAUUUUUUUUUGACAGAACCAACAUUGUACGCACAGAUAUGGUUAAUCAUCGUUAUUAUAAUAAGUACCUUAUGGAGACUCCUUUGCAUUAUGUUAAUUUCAAUCAAGAUACAAAUAUGUCAAAACUAUAUUCCCCUCAUCUGUCCGACUUUAACAUUUUCCAUCAUACAAUCGAAUCGAAUGUAGAUUAUCAGCAGUAUUGUGAUCCUCUCUCCCACCAAAUAUUCCGACAUUAG
Molecule: messenger RNA, 4077 nt
Organism: Plasmodium gonderi
Lineage: Eukaryota; Apicomplexa; Aconoidasida; Haemosporida; Plasmodiidae
Product: inositol 5-phosphatase
Exons: 1
Coding region: 1-4077 (1358 amino acids)
Biological process (GO): phosphatidylinositol dephosphorylation
Cellular component (GO): intracellular membrane-bounded organelle
Molecular function (GO): phosphatidylinositol-3,5-bisphosphate 5-phosphatase activity
Source: RefSeq, a predicted model, not a curated record